GAGAGGGAGGGAAGCGACAACGAGAAACCAUCUAUCCUGAGGCCCAUGGAUAUGAGGCUGCAGUGGAAGCCUGCUCGUCUCGAGGGCUCUGCUCCUCUCCCAUCCCACUCCACGCCCGCUCCAAUGGCCACCUCCUCCAUCCUCCCGCUCCACCUCCCGUCCUGCACAAGGCGGGCCACCGUGCGCGCAUCCUCGUCCGCCGCCGUGGCGUCGUCCGCGGCCCCGGCGACCCCGCAGUCCCUGGAGGAGUCGUUCGGCCGGAAGGGCCUCAAGUUCAGCGCUGACCCCGCGGGGGGCGCCCCCACGGCAGAGCUGAGCGUGCGGAACGGCAGCUCGCUGCAGCUCCGGCUGGGCGACGGCCUGGUCACGUCGUACAGGCCCAAGGUGUACUGGAAGGACGACGGGUGCAGGGAGGUGCUGCACACGGUGGCCGACCCCGACCCCGGCAAGGUGAAGGGCGGCGUCGGGCUCGUGCUCAACGAGGUGUCCUCGUCGGGGGCCGCCCAGUCGCUUCUCGCCGGGUCGGAGUGGACCGUCAAGGAUGCAGACUCCGACUCCUACGAUGCGGUGCAGGUUGAGCUUGGGUGUGCCAAGGGCAAGCUGGAUAUCUCGUACGUGGUGACCCUGUACCCGCUGAGCAUGGCGACGGCGGUGAUCGUCCGGAACACCAGCAGCAAGCCGGUGGAGCUGACGAGCGCGGUGCUGAGCCACAUCAAGUUCGACAAGCGGCGCGGCACGGCCGUGGAGGGCCUCCGGGGCUGCCCCUACUGCUCCCACCCGCCGCCGGCCUCCGGGUUCAGCAUCCUCUCCCCGGCCGAGGCCAUGAAGCGGGAGGACCCCGGCUGGCUCUCCUUCGGCGGCGAGGAGGAGCCCCGGCAGGGCGUCUGGACCGUCGAGGAGAACCUCUACACCACGCUCAAGAAGAAGGUGAGCCGGGUGUACGCCGCGCCGCCGGAGGAGAGGAAGAAGCGCAUCUACAGCACCCCGCCGUCCAGGUUCACCACCAUCGAUCAGUAUAGCGGGCUCGGUUUCAGGCUAGUGAGGAUGGGGUUCGAGGACAUGUACCUGUGCAGCCCGGGGGCCAUGUACGAGAGGUUCGGCACGGACUACUUCCUGUGCACGGGGCCGGCGUCCAUGCUGGUACCCGUGGUCGUCAACCCUGGAGAGGAGUGGAGGGCGGCGCAGGUCAUCGAGCACGACAACUUAUAACUUUUCUUGGGUUUUCUGCUGAACAGAAUUGCAGAAUCGAUUGGUUCGUGGACAUUCUCGUAUACAUGCUCUGAUGGGUCUUGGUCUCCUGUAAUUGCCCGGUGCCAAUGAGAUAAAUAUACAGGAAUAAUUCUUUCA
This is a messenger RNA of Phragmites australis (common reed), 1347 nucleotides long. RefSeq names its product photosynthetic NDH subunit of subcomplex B 2, chloroplastic-like. NCBI's taxonomy places the organism in Eukaryota, Viridiplantae, Streptophyta, Magnoliopsida, Poales, Poaceae. Gene Ontology annotation, molecular function: catalytic activity; carbohydrate binding. Gene Ontology annotation, biological process: carbohydrate metabolic process. The coding region runs from base 46 to 1209 and encodes 387 amino acids. The transcript is spliced from 3 exons. The record is from RefSeq and is a predicted model, not a curated record.